This is a messenger RNA of Leptosia nina, 873 nucleotides long. NCBI's taxonomy places the organism in Eukaryota, Metazoa, Arthropoda, Insecta, Lepidoptera, Pieridae. The record is from the annotation of a GenBank genome assembly.
AUGAAUGCGAAAAAUAUAGAGGAUCUUGAUUUGUAUUCAAUUCUUGAUAUUAAAAUAAGUGCAACAGAAAGUGAGAUAAAAAAAGCUUACCGUAAGAAGGCUCUUCAAUGCCACCCCGAUAAAAAUCCUGAUGACCCUAAGGCAGCAGAGACCUUCCAUGAAUUGUCUCGAGCAUUGGAAAUUCUCACUGAUAAAUCAGCCCGUAACGCAUAUGACAAAGUAUUAAAAGCAAAGGAAGCUGCAAAGCUGAGGCAUAAGGAGUUAGAUAGUAAACGGCAAAAACUUAAAGAAGAUUUAGAAAGAAGAGAAAAAGAGGCAAAUUCAAGCAGUAAAACCAACCUAACAGAUGAACAAAAAUUAGCAGCAGAAAUAGAAAGGUUACAAAGGGAAGGCAGUAGAUUAUUACUUGAAGAACAGCAAAGAGUAAAAGAAGAAAUUAAAAGAACAAUGGGUCGUCUUAGUGAACCUGUGUGGGACUCAAGUUUAAAUCGAAUUAAAAUAAAAUGGAAUGCAUCAAAAGAAGACAUAAAUAAUGGUGGUUAUGAUGAAGUAAAUUUGAGGCAAUUUUUUAAAAAGUAUGGAGAAAUUGCAGCAUUAAUAGUAUCACCAAAAAAGAAAGGAAGUGCUUUAGUGGAGUUUACUACAAAGGAAGCUUCAGAAAUGGCUGUAGAAUAUGAAAAAGGUCUACCUGACAACCCCCUUACCUUGAAGUGGAUAAAUGAUAGGCCAAUUGUAACAACUAAAAAAGAUGUCAAUGAACCAUCCCUUGUGUCAGAUAGAGAUUAUGAAUCAAUAGUUUUGACAAAAAUGCGCCAAGCUGCUGAACGGCAAAGGCUAAUAGAUGAAAUGCUAAAAGAGGAUCAAGGAAAAUAA